AUGGACAUGGUGGCCGAAGUCUCGAGGCCGCGUGCGCCCACUCUUCGGGGCGCGACCCGCCGUGCGCGGCCCCUCCUCGGCACCCCGUCGCCUCUCGCGCGCGUCCCGGCCCCGCGCGCGCGUCCGAUGCCGCCUCUGCGCGCCAAGGACGCGAAGAAGGACGCCCCGCCCGCGAAGAAGAAGGAGAAGAAGCCGGAACCCUUCGACUUCGCGCGCGUCGCCUCCUACGCCACCGGUGCCGUCAUGCAUGCUUCCUACGGCUCUCCGCCCUCGGACCCGUCCAAGGAGCGGCGCGCGGGCAUCGUGCUGCACCCCACGUCCCUCCCUGGCGCGUACGGCUGCGGGGACGUCGGCCCGGGCGCGUUCAAGUUCGUCGACUGGCUGGCCAAGGCCGGGAUGACGGUGUGGCAGGUGCUGCCGCUGGUGCCGCCGGAGCGCCUGUACUGGUCGCCGUACACGGGCGAGGACGGGCUCUGCGGGAACACGCUCAUGAUCUCCACCGAGUGGCUCGAGGAGUGGGGCCUGCUCCAGGAGGGCGAGGCGCCGGACCCCAACACGUUCCUGGGGAAGAAACACGCGGGGACGAUGUGCGGGCGCGUGGACUUCGCGGCCGUGGCCAAGGUGAAGGACCCGCUGCUCGACAAGGCCGCGCAGCGGCUGGUGGACGCGGCGGCGCCGGACUACGCAGGCCCGAAGGCGAUUGCUGAGCUGGCGACAGAGAUGCAGGCGUGGAGGGCCGCGGAGGAGAGCUGGAUCGAGGACAGCGCGCUGUUCCGCGUCAUCGCGGACAGCGUCGAGGGCUGCGUGGAGACGGAGUGGUUCGACUGGCCGAAGGAGCUGCGGCUGCGGGAGCCCGCGGCGCUCGAGGCGGUGCGGGAGAAGCACGCAGCGUCGAUCGACCGUUUCGUGGCUAAGCAGUUCCUCUUCGACAAGCAGUGGCGGCGCCUGCGGGCGUACGCGAACGAGCACGGCGUGUCCAUCAUCGGCGACAUCCCGAUCUACGUCGGCGGGCACUCCGCGGACGUGUGGGCCUCGCAGCACCUGUUCGAGCUGUCGGCCGACGCCAAGCCGCUGCUGGUCUCCGGCGUGCCGCCGGACGCCUUCAGCGACACGGGGCAGCUGUGGGGGUCCCCGCUCUUCGACUGGGCCGCGCACGAGAAGGAGGACUUCCAGUGGUGGACGCGGCGCAUGCGCCGCGCCAUGGCGUUGCACGACGAGGUGCGCAUCGACCACUUCCGUGGAUUCACGGGCUACUGGGCCGUCGAGGCCACGGAGGAAACGGCAAUGGUGGGGGUGUGGAAGCGCGGGCCGGGGUCGAAGCUGUUCCAGGCGCUGGAGCGGCACCUGGGGAAGGUGCCGAUCCUCGCGGAGGACCUCGGCGUGAUCACGCCGGACGUGCAUGAGCUGCGCAAGGAGAUUGACGCGCCGGGGAUGGUGGUGCUGCAGUUCGCGUGGGGCAGCGACGCGCGGAACACGCACCUCCCGCACAACCACUACGAGGACUCGUUCGCGUACCCGGGCACGCACGACAACGACACGUGUCAGGGGUGGUGGGACCGGAUCCCUGAGGGCAGCGAACGCGACUACUUCAGGACGUACCUGGGCGUGACGGGCGAGGACCCCGCGUGGGACCUGAUCAAGUCGUGCAUGCAGUCCGUGUCGCGCACGGCGCUGUUCACCCUUCAGGACGUCAUGCGGCUCGGGAACGAGGAGGGCCGCAUGAACACCCCCGGGGUCGCCGAGGGCAACUGGUCGUGGACGCUGACGGACCGGGACGCGUGGAGCAAACUCGCGAAGGAGGCCGAGGACCUCCGGGACCUCGCGAUCACCUUCGACCGCGCGCCGUGGCCCGAGAAGGCGGAGGACGUGCCGUCGAACAAAAAGAGGGUUGCGGCGGAAAGGGCCAAGGCGGGGGCGGGCGGCGUGGGCGGGAAGGACGUCAGCGACCCGAUCGACGCGUUCUGCCAGGACGAGAGCAACGUCAGCGAGGGCGAGUGCCGGGUGUACGACAAUUAG
This is a messenger RNA of Pedinophyceae sp. YPF-701, 2016 nucleotides long. The record is from the annotation of a GenBank genome assembly. Lineage: Eukaryota; Viridiplantae; Chlorophyta; Pedinophyceae.